CUUGAAUGUCGAGUUGAAUCAUGCUUGAUGGUGGUAUGGCUAUGUCAUUUUGUGCAUUGAAUUGCCCAGCAGGUGUUCGACGAAAUGCCAAUGAGAGCAUUUUUCGGUUUAGAAGGAGAUUAAACCUGUAUUUAUCUGUACAGAUCUUCUCUGUUAUUCAAACUGAUGAGAAUGACAACUUAGCAGCAUCCAAGAAGAUGUCGAGUUCAGGAAAAUCUCUGUCGAAAACUCGAACUCUUAAGCCCCUUCUUGUCCAGCCAAAUACUGUGGGUGUCAUAGGGGGAGUGUCGGUUUUUUCCACUCUACUUUUCAUGGAAAAGCUCGUUUGGUGGAGUAGGAAGGAUGGAGAAGAGAGCAUACCUUUUGUUGUCUGCAGCGAUCCAGUAUUAGACAAGGGAAUUCCUCAUAGUGAUGCCAUGAUCAUCGAGAAUUUGAAGCAGAAAACGGCGUUUCUCGAGCAGUCGGGAGCUCGAUGCCUAAUUACACCUUGCCAUCUUUCACAUAGGUGGCUUGGUGACACAUCUGAGAGCUGCAAAUUACCUUUCCUUCACGUCGGAGAUUGUGUAGCUAGGGAGCUUAAUGAGGCUAAGCUUAAGCAACUUGAAGCAGGUAGCAAUGUCCGGAUUGGCCUGCUUGCAACUGAUACAUCAACAUUAACUGGUUUUUACCACGAGAGGCUACAAAAGCAGGGCUUCGAUGUCGUCGUGCCGGACGAGGCAACCAUGGAGCAUAUAGUAAUUUCUGCAGUGGAAGCUUUCCAUAAAAGGGAUCACGAAGGAGCAAGAAAUCUGUUGAGAAUUGCUGUUCAUGUUCUAUUGACAAGGGCUGUGAAUAUGGUAAUCCUUGCUUCUGAUGAACUCCUUAAUCUUCUUCCUCCAGAUGACCCCAUUCUGGAAAAAUGCAUUGACCCCAUGGAUGCGUUGGCCAAAGCAGCCAUUAAAUGGUCAAGAUCUGCGGGACAUCUCCAUGAGAAAGCUUAGCUCACAAGCUAUAUACUUUACGUGUGUUAGGAAU
Molecule: messenger RNA, 1014 nt
Organism: Cucurbita moschata (crookneck pumpkin)
Lineage: Eukaryota; Viridiplantae; Streptophyta; Magnoliopsida; Cucurbitales; Cucurbitaceae
Exons: 2
Coding region: 21-980 (319 amino acids)
Source: RefSeq, a predicted model, not a curated record